Molecule: messenger RNA, 779 nt
Organism: Musca vetustissima
Lineage: Eukaryota; Metazoa; Arthropoda; Insecta; Diptera; Muscidae
Gene: Ndfip
Product: NEDD4 family-interacting protein 2
Exons: 1
Coding region: 1-777 (258 amino acids)
Biological process (GO): metal ion transport; positive regulation of protein ubiquitination; ubiquitin-dependent protein catabolic process
Cellular component (GO): Golgi apparatus; endoplasmic reticulum; perinuclear region of cytoplasm
Molecular function (GO): WW domain binding
Source: RefSeq, a predicted model, not a curated record
AUGUCCGAUAACAAUCAAGGACCACCACCACCCAAUGAAUCUGACUUGGGUCCGCCAAAAGCAGAUUUUAGUGCUCCACCACCAUAUGAACUGACAAAUAGUCAUGUCAAUCUACAACAACAGCAACAACAAUUGACUCUUAACCAACAGAAUCUACAACAACAACAGCAAACAAGCAUACCAGCCGAAAUACCCAUACAUCAUGGCAAAUUACCAACCUAUGAAGAGGUACAAAUGGAAAAGUCGUUGAAUGGUGAAUUACCUCCUGGAUUUUUGACAACACAUACCUUGCAACCACCGCCACCAUUGGCACCACCACCCAAUCCACUAUUGGCAAAUUUACGCGACACAAAUACCACCAGCGGAGGUGGUUCUGGCAGUGGUCUAACAUUUAUUGCCAUCGAUGCAUCGGAGGCGGAAAAUUUAACAAAUAACACAGACAACAACCUAUUGGGUACCGAUAUAAUGUUCAUCACUGCUUUUAUGGUGGCAUUUCUAUUCAACUGGAUUGGUUUUUUGAUGUUGACCUGUUUCUGUCAUACAAUUGCGGCGCGUUAUGGUGCUCUAUCUGGGUUCGGUCUAUCAUUGGCUAAAUGGACACUAAUUGUUAAGCACUCGACGGAUUUGGCAUCGCAUGAAAACUCCUGGCUGUGGUGGUUGAUAAUGGCUUUUGGGUUUUUGAUUUGUGUCCGGGCUAUGCUACAAUAUGUUAGUAUUAAACGUACUUGGCGUCUGUUGUCGACCUCGGCCCAGGAACGUCUAUUGUUCUUUUACUAGAC